Molecule: messenger RNA, 3184 nt
Organism: Chanos chanos (milkfish)
Lineage: Eukaryota; Metazoa; Chordata; Actinopteri; Gonorynchiformes; Chanidae
Gene: zzz3
Product: zinc finger, ZZ-type containing 3
Exons: 11
Coding region: 4-2673 (889 amino acids)
Molecular function (GO): zinc ion binding
Source: RefSeq, a predicted model, not a curated record
AGUAUGGCCGCAUCCCGCUCUUCGCGUGUCACAAGAUCAUCAGUGGGGAUUAAUGGAUUGGAUGAGAACUUCUGUGGUCGAACCCUCAGGAAUCGCAGCAUCGCCCAGCCGGAGGACUCCUCGCCACCUCCCACGCCCAGAGCCCGCUCGCCCAAGAAGAAGCAGGAUUGCCAGCAGCAGUACCAGCAGGCAGGCGCUCACGCGGGCAAGGCUGCAGAGUCGAAGGCGGACUCCGAGUCUUGGCCCACCCACAGGAAACGAGGGCUGUCUUGCUCGGAGAAGGACGAACCAGACAAGUCGGAGAACGGCGAUCGCACAAAGGCGACGGGGGGACAGGAUGCCUCCCCCGUCUUGAAGAGACCCAAACGUUGCUCUCGCUCAGGGGAGUUGCAGGGAACGGAGGAUGAAGCUACUCCCAAAGCGGAAAGCCCUGACCCUGCUGCAGCCAAGGACGGUGACCAGGACACCAAGUUGGAAGCCCCCUCAGCCCCACUGAACCUCAAUAAAGAAGCUGAGGUGAAAUCUGAGAGCCCUACGGAAGAGAGUUCCCCAACCCCACAGUCCAAGGACACUCACAAGGCCACUAACGGCCUGGCUGACCCUCAUCCUGAGGACCCAAAACCCACAGCUCUCCCUGCAGAACCUUGCGUGUCUCCCGCUACUGGCGCAAACAGUGAGUCACUGUUGAAUGGCAGCCAGUCAGUGGCAGAGCCCUCAACUUCAGAACCCAUUGUGCCUUGUAGAACCCCCCUCUCUAAGCAUACUGAGUCUAAUGAUAACCCUCAGGUUGAUGGGGACACAAACUGUUCUGCCGAGGCCGCUGCUGAGGACCUGUUGUCACAGGAGCCAGAGGUGGAAGUGGAGGUGGAGGUGGAUGUAGUGGGUGAAACCAGCCAGUCGUCGCAGGACGAACACAUUAAGGAUGAGAGCACUAACGGCGGCUUGGCGGCAGAGCCGCAGGAUCCCUCAGAUGACUGCUCGAAUAUCUCAGGAGAAACAGCGGCGCUGACCUCAUCCCGGUUGCCCUCAGAACCACCCUCGUUCACAGAGCCUCAAGAACACAGAUACGCACUGAGGACUUCGCCUCGCCGCGCUUCCUGUGGAGGCGGUGGCGGCGGCGGCGGUGGAACCAAAGCAGGUUCACCUAAACCUGCCUCCCCAAACAGAGACAGUGGUCCCCUGAAGGAGGAGACUGAGGGUCUACCUCUGGAUCUGGAGGACUCCUGCCAGAAGGAGUGCUCUUCUGACGGACUUGGUAUCUCCAGUGAACAUGGCAGCGAGCUCUCUGAGCAGGUGGAGGCCAAGGUCAGUGGAGACACGGGGGUGUCGGACUACAGGGCUUCCAAAUCCGCCAAAGAGUCCAUGGGCAACCAGGCUGCUGAGGAAGAGGAGGAGGACGAGGAGGAUCCUGAUGUCUACUAUUUUGAGUCCGACCACUUGGCUCUGAAACACAACAAAGAUUAUCAGAGGCUCCUCCAGACCAUCGGUGUGCUGGAAGCCCAGCGGACUCAAGCCAUCCUCGACCUGGAGACACUGGCGCGUCACCAGAAGGAGGCGUUAGCUGACCCUAUUGCUUUCGUGGAACAGCUGCAGAAGCAGGUGGAGUUGGGUUUGCCUUGUCCCCAGAGAGUGGUCCAGCUCCCCGACAUUGCAUGGGACCAAUACACCUCAGGCAUCGCCGAGUUUGAGAGGGAGCUCUACGACAAGAAACCCAAAACUAGACGGUUGAAGUUAAUUUUUGACAAAGUGGGGUUACCUGCUCGACCAAAAAGCCCUUUGGAUUCCAAGAAGGAGGGAGAUUCGUCGGCUCUGUACUCUCCUCUACCCUCUAGCGAUGCGCCAGAGCACAGUAUCGCUGGGAACAGAACUCAGAUGAUCAGGGGAAGGCUGUGUAAUCAGAACAAACCAGACACCUUUAACCAGCUGUGGAGCGUGGAGGAGCAGAAAAAACUGGAGGAAUUACUCCGGAAAUUUCCUCCAGAAGAAGUGGAAUCAAAACGCUGGCAGAAGAUUGCGGAUGAACUAGGCAACCGGACAGCCAAACAGGUUGCCAGCAGAGUGCAAAAGUAUUUCAUCAAACUGACUAAAGCAGGCAUCCCUGUGCCGGGGAGAACACCCAACUUGUGCAUGUACAGUAAAAAGGCGUCCAGUAAGAGACAACACCACCUUAACAAACACCUGUACAGGCCGUCAACCUUCCUGACCUCCUACGAGCCGCCUGUCUACAUGGACGAAGAGGACGAGCGCUCCGGCUUCUUCAGCAGUCUCCAAGACAACAACGCAGACGACUCGGACGAGGAGGGUAUACCGGUGGAGUGCAGGCACUUGCCUGAGUAUAAGGAGCUGCUGGAGCUGAAGAGGCUGAGGAAACAGAAGCUGCAAGAGAUGCAGGCGGGGAGUUCGCUCGUCCAGCACGUGGGCUACAAGUGUGAUGUGUGUGGCAUGGAGCCCAUUCAGGGCGUGCGUUGGCACUGCCAGGACUGCCCACAGGACAGCGCUGUUGACUUUUGUGCCAGUUGCUCUGACUGCUUGUUCAAAACAGAGACCCAUAAGCCCAACCACAGGUUGGAGCCAAUAACUCAAGCAGAGACCUUUCUGGACAGAGACUACUGCUUGCCUCAGAGCGCAGGUUACAACUACCUGGACCCCAACUACUUUCCUGCCAACAGAUGACAGGCAUAUGGGCCAGUGCUAGCAUCCAGGGCUUGGCAGCAGCCCACAGGGCAUUCAGUGCAUGGCUCCAUCAUCCAAGUCGAUACGCUUAGUCUGAGCGGUUGGGGCUGCCGACGGGACGUCCGUCGUCCCCGGCAACGUGACUCACACUCUCUGCCCCGGGGCACCACCACCACCACCACCACCAACAACAACAACAACAACCGGCCUCAGGCCGUCACACCUCACCAGGUCUCCUACAUAACUCACUAUGGAAAAGAAAAGAAAAGAGGAAAAACAAAAAAAGAGAAGGCACACCAACAUUCCCUAACCCAGGACGUUCAGAAGGCACCCUGUCCUCCUCCCUGCCCCCCCUCACUCUUCUCCCAUUCCCUCUCUCUCUGUGCUGCCUUUCUUUCCUGCUGGUGAAACGCUAGUGAAGCUACUCUCAAACCACACGUGUGGUUACGCGAGGGUUUAAAAAGUCAGGGCUGAAUAUGGCCGUACAUUGACAGAGGCGUUUCACCGGUUA